Messenger RNA from Nematostella vectensis (starlet sea anemone), 1340 nucleotides. RefSeq lists its product as uncharacterized. The transcript is spliced from 5 exons. The record is from RefSeq and is a predicted model, not a curated record. The coding region runs from base 494 to 1102 and encodes 202 amino acids. Lineage: Eukaryota; Metazoa; Cnidaria; Anthozoa; Actiniaria; Edwardsiidae.
UAGCUGGUGUAUAAACUGUUCAGAAGUUUCCCCAAUAAGUGUCAAGUAGCAGUAGUUACAACCUCGUAAUCGUGCCGAGUGUUCCGGCAUUUCAACCAUACCCUAGUAGCCUGGUGGGGUCAAUUCCCAGAAAUAGGAAAAGUCAAAAAUAGGAACGAGCGUCAAAUAGUAUCCGGAAGAACAGGGUUUAUUGCAAUUAACAAAAAUGAUGUCAAUAAUACAUCCUAGUAAAAAGGGUACAUUCUUUCAAUGUUAGGGAAUUUUCUCAGAGGGGGAAACUUCCUUCAAAGUCGGUUCAAUGUUCGUUUUUAUUUUUGCUUCAUGAUCCAAGACGACACCUAGGAUGUUUAUUUUAAAAGCAAGGAGUUGCUUCUCCCUAGAAUCACUUUUGAGUUAGCCAGGACGAUAACAAGAAGUCAUUUGAACUGCAAACAUCUCAAUCUAAAUUUCAAACAAGCCAGUGUUUUUAAAACAAAAUUCUGCGAAGUCCAAGAUGGGAAAUCCUCGUAUGCUCUCAGUUGUUGCCGGUACCAUGGCUUUGUUCUGCCUCUGUGUCUGUGGGGACGGAGCUCCACUGCGGCCAAACCUUCUAGAGACUUACCGUAGAGUUCUUGAGGAGAAAUCCAGCAAAGCUUUUACAAAAUUCGAAACUGCUUAUCUUUCGAAACUACGCCCACCCUUUUGGCUGCAUUUGGGGCUGCUUCAGUCCGCUGGUACCCAGCCCCUAACGAACGACAAGCAUAUUCUCGGAAGGAUUUGUAACAUUACCGGCGUGCUUCGCGUUCCCAUAUCUCUUGCGGUGCAGGAUGAGAGAAAGAGAAAUGGCCCGGCCACUGAGGUGUUGCGGGAGUUGAAAACCGCGCUUAAAGACACUCACGUGAUCGCUUCAGAAACAUACAAGUCGAUGUUUGGCUCACAUCCUCCAAGCUUUUCUAUGCUCACUGGUCACACAUUGGAUCAAAAAAUUCGGCCGAUGAUAAGUAACCCCAGCAAGCUGAAUCAGAUGCGAACAUACGCGACGCUACAAGAGAUGACUUACAUAAUCCCAGACGAGUUAAAGAGGCUGGCUUCCAUGCUGAGUCACCCAACAGUCGCAAAAUAACCCCGUGUAACGGGACAGACAACGCAAGUUGGUGUUCCAUGCCGUGCAUGGGUCAGAUACAGUUUCUUUAGAGUAAAGGGCUAUCCAAAUACUUUAUAUUAAACAUUUUUUAUUUCUAUUUUGUAAACAAUUUUAAAUAUUGUAUCCAGUGUUUAUUAUACAGUGAAAUCAUAUCAAAGCAUGGCUUGUGUAGAAAGUGUAAACCGUACAAUAAAAUUUUCAAAGAAAAAAAAUGAGA